AUGGCAGGAAAACCUGAGUUGUCAACUGCUUCUGGCAUUCAAAAUGUCAUAGUGUAUGUUUCUGAUGACAAUUUUGCUCAAGCUUAUUCAUUAGGACAGCAGAAUGUUCAAGAAGCCACUCAAAUUGUUCAAGGUGAUAGUUAUGAGAUCAUCUCAGCACCUAAUGCUUCAUUGGUUGGUCCUGCAAAGCCUUAUAGGGAAAAAUCAACUGUUAAAUUGAUUGAUUAUCCAUUAAAACAACCACCAUUGAAUGCCAUACAACAUAAUGAUUUCUACAACAACACAAUAUCACAAGGUGGAUUCUCCCAUGGUGAUAUAUCAUUCCACAAUGGAAAUUGUGACAAUACUGAGUUGAUGCAGGAAGAUAAGCAUGUUGGUACUGUAUGUAAUACAGUACGAGUGAGCGAUGACUGCAACAACUGUGAUGGUUAUGAGGAACAGGAUUACACAAAAGUUAAUCUACAAGGCAUCUGUUAUGACAAUGUUCGUUUGGAAGCAGCUGAUUCGAGUUGUAGCAGUAUGAGCUCAUCAGAGGAUGGAACACAGAUGUUACAAAAUCAACCCUCUGAAAUGGUAGUGUAUGAUCCUAAUGUCAAUGUUCAAAGUGGAAAUGUUGUAUUGACAGUUGGACCUCAAACACAACCACAUCCCCAAGUAAUUGAAACUUUUGCUGGACUUCAAAGACCUACAAUUACUAUUCCACAUGGUUGGAAAAGACUGUUGAAUAAUGGAUCAAUAAUCUAUCUAAGCCCCAGCUCUACUGCUUUAAGGUCGCCUGAUCAAGUUAAAGAAUAUUUAUUGACCGAUGGUACUUGCAAGUGUGGUUUAGAAUGUCAUUUUAAACAUGACUCAAUUUUUAAUUUUGACCCUAAAGUUAUUGGUAAACCAUAUAGUAUGCUUCCUGAUUCAAAAUCUGGUAAUAUGGCAAAAUUGUGUAACCACAAGAGAAAAAUAAUUCCAUUGGUGUCAAUACAAUGCCCUCCUCCUGAUCCGAAUCUCAAGUUUCAAAGAGACCUGGGUAUGAAGAGAAAAAGGAGAAGAAUUGGUUUGCCCUAUGUAGAAGGAGUUCCUGUCUCUCAAAUAAUAACACGUGAAAAGGUGGCACUCAAUCAAAAUUUAGACAAAACGGGACCCCCACAACAAAUAUGCUUAGAAUCUCCUGGCAACGUUCAGCAUCAAACUCGUUUAGUAAAAUAUCAAGAUCAACAGGGCAAUAAGGUGAUAUUGAGUGACGGUACGGUAAUGGUUCAGCAAACCAAUGCCGGCGAUCUAACUUAUCAAGGCGUAAUGAAAAAUGAUCAAGUGCAUCAAAUCAAUAAUGCAGCGAACGUUUUCAAUGCUCAUAACCGUCAAAUAAUAGGUCCUAACGGACAAAUCAUACACGUACGAAGUAUUCCCAAUUCCAAUCAAGGUAACGUGUAUCACAUGACAAAUUCACAAGGACCUAGAAUGGUGGCGCAACUACCCAAAGUUGAUCAAUCUGAAGAACACCGGAUAUUUAUUAACAGGCAGCCUAUAGAGCCGACCGGGCCUGGUAGGCCGAACGUUCAAAUUGUUAGGGUUAAUGCUCCAAAUCAACAGAAAAUCUUGGAUAAUCAAAUUGAUCGGAAUCAACAAAAACGCCAUAUGCAACCUCUUCAGCCACAAUUUUGUGCUAAUCCUCCACAAUAUCAGCAGGUUCAGUUAUACGGUCAUCAUAAACACAUCAGACCGUAUAAUCAAAUAAAUCCUGGCUUUAGGCCUCAUAGAAUGCUGUAUCAACCAAAUCAAAUUAUCCAGGCACCAGUACAACCGCAAAAUCAAAAAGCACAUUGGCAAAAUCAAAUCCAAAGGCCUGUAAUGGAACAACAGAAACAUUUAGAACCGCAACCGCAAGCUAACAUUUGCGAGAGAGUUCCACCUUUGUAUCAGCACACUCCGUCAUUGGCUGUUUGUCAAGAGGAUAUCAAGAGAAAGAAAGUGAAACUUAACAAGUUUGGAAAAAACAGGCCGUACCGGUUGAUAGAAGGUUGUUCUACCAAUCAUUUUUCUUGUCCAAACAUCGAUAUAAGGCAUAUUCCUCCUGAACACAGGACAAUAAUGAUGAAUAACUUUUCGCAAAACGUUAAGAGUUCCAGUCCUUCUUUUAUGGAAGAUCCCAGUGGUUAUCUUGCCCAACAGACUGCUUUAUUGAAUAGUACUAUUAAUAGACAAACGGGCGCUAGUGGAUGUGCUGGUUACACAUGUAGUAGUCCUGGAACAUGUCAAAAUCCCCAGCAGCAAAAUCAUAAUAGUCCUUCAAAUACUCCACCAAUUCUAAUAUCUCCUUCAAAUGAAUUAAAUUCAUUGGUAAAAGUUUCUCGUAACAAUUUACCUAGAGUUCAACAAGACCCUUGCGCCCCUAUCACAACGCCGCAGAACAACUUGAUACAAGUGCAGCCUAAUUUCGACAAUAAUACUCUUACUAAAUCUCACCAGUACUCCGUUCAAUGCCGUUGUUGUAUAGGCGAAGGUUUUCAGCCAAAUUACCAAAUUAAAAUCGCUAGAUCAAAUCCGGCAUCAAUGUCUAACAUUCACAACACUCUAGAGGAUCCUGUUACAUCAUCGACUUCUUAUGAAAAGCAGUUUAAUCAAAACGCGUCUGAAGUGCAGCCUAUACAAGGGGGGACAGUUAGUACAAGUAAUAUAUCUCCCAUGGAAGGUACUUCUAAUCCACCAACACCGGAUCCACCUCAUAGAAUCGUCGAAGGAUCUCCUAUAACCAGCAGUGGUUACACCACAUACAUCAAAACCAAUCUUCCCGAAUAUGUGGGUCAAGUUAGGCAAACGAUUUGCGGAAAACCCAAUGAAAACGUUUGUUGCUAUCAUUCUCAAGCUUCUACUUUGGUUACAACCAUGGCAAGUAGUAGAACUGUAGGUAGCAAUACUAUAACUUCAGUUCUAGCUGGCAGAACGAAUACGGCAACCGUUUCAUUGAAUACUCCUUCUGCAAUGACUAAUCCUUACAUCUCCGUUUCCGGACAAAAUACCGUCACUGUACAAUCGCAGGCUAUGACUGUAACAAAAUCUCCCUUGGAAAUGGUUCAAAGUGUUGUUAGUAGCAUUCAAAUACCGCAUUCGAAUUCAUCCCAUACUUCUCAAAUCGGAAAACCGGAUGGUUUACCUCAUGAGCAUAUUCUAGUGAGUGAAUCACAUAGUUUGUCGAAUGCCCGUGGUUCCCAAGAAGAAAUCCACGUUCCAACCAAGAUCGUUACGAAUGAAGGCAUGCCGCCAGUAACAGUUUCACCUAUGGUGACUAACGUAACUUCGUCUGUAGGAGCUGUAAUACCAGCUGUUGGACAACAAGUACUCGGCCAACAAACAGUCUUAGUAAACACUCUUCCCACUCCGUUCGUUUUGCAACCAGGCGUAACCAUGACAAUGGACGGCGUUCCAGUAGGUCAAAAUUUACAAUUGCCACAAUUUGUUGCCGGAAAUAUUAUACAACAACAAAUUCAAAUCGACAACCCCGACACCCGCCGAGUUCCAUCUUUGUUGUCUCCAGAUACCAAGAAAAAAGGGAAAAAGAGGAAGGAACCUCCACAAACUGUUGCUAGUAUGCUACAGUUUGCUAAUCAGCAGAAUUCUGGAGUCGUAAUUUCCCCGCAAGGUUUCCCGCAACAAAUUCAAAUGGCAAAUAGUCCGCAACCUGUCACGGGAACGCCCGUUAUGCAAGCCGUCACUAUUGUGCCCAAUAAAAACGGAAGCGCAGCUCAAAUCAUUAUGAACGAUCAAACUAUGGGUAAUUCGAAUCUUGGAAAUCAAUCGCAACAAAUCAAUUUAUUGCAACCUGUGAACUUAAUAAAUGGUACCGGCGUUGUUCAGAAUUUCCCUGCUAUUCACCAGUUUAUCGUUCCAAAUUUGGGCGGUAUGGUCGUAAAUCCGGACGGUACCGCGACUAUUCUUCAAGACGCCUCUAAUUUGGGAAUGCAGUUUCAAUUUCAAAAUGUUAACGGUCAAAAUAUGCUUACUCCGGUCCAAAAUAGCAGCUUAUUCAAUAACGGCCAGGCAAUUUUCGCAGCCGGACCGUCGGGGAUGGUUAUCAGAGGUCCUCCGACUUCGCAAGGUAAAAUUAUUCAACAACAACACAGUCCGGUUGCGCAAUUUCUGUCACCGAACGGAGGGCAAUUUAUAAUGAACGGAUCUCAGUUUAGCGGCCAGUUAAGUCCUCUCGUAGCCAGCGUUAGCCCUAAUCAGCAAGUAACCUUCAAUAGUCCUCCACAACAAAUUAGAACUAGUAAUUCAAUGCAACCAACUCAACAGGAAUAUAUCCAAAUGAACGGCCAGUUAGGACAAACUCUAAUCGUACCUUGUACUUUAACUUCAAGUAUCCCAGUGUCAAAUCAAUCUUCGAAUCAGAAUACCACAUUUUUACAACAAAACACCACAAUAGUUCAACAACAAACGACAAUGCUUACGAAUCAAGGUUUGCAAAAUUAUCAAAAUAAUCAAAACGCGCAGAGCAGUUCGAGGCCGACAACGAUUGCCUCCGAUCAAAUUUACUGUAACAAGCCUCUUGAGGAAUGUAGGGAGAGUCCGAAGUCAUCUAGUCAUUGCAGGCAAUCGGUUUCCACGCAGACGGCCGUUAAUCAAAGCGUUCAAUCGAUUAUAACUAAUACUUCUUGUCAGACUUCGACUAUGUCGGCGUCUAGUCCGCCUGAUACGACUACUUUGAGUCCGGUGCCGGUCGCUUCUGAAAUUCAAAGCCCUAUACUCGCCGAUACCACUACUCACACCGACGAUGGUUUAUCGCCUGUACCUUUGAGUUGCUCGACGCGAAAUGAUCCCAGGACGGAUUCUAGAUAUUGUACCAUGGCUAUGGUGCACUGUAUAUCAAGCAGUGAACCUGAUCCAUCCGAUAUCCCUACUCAAGAUCAGGAAUGGAAACAUCUGCAGGCAAGCAGUAGCCAUAGAAAUGACGCAUACGCGGCUAUUGCUCACAUCGAUAAAUUGCCAUCCUCUCAUUUAGCCUCGGCGGAAUCGUCUACAUUGGUAACGAGCUUGCAUUAUGGAUCCGAUCAGGAGGCGAUAAGUAGCUCGAAACAUUUUGACAGAAAAAGUCCCGGUGAAUGUUGCGCCGUGAUGGAAACGCAUCACGAACAGAUGUCUCUAUUUGGUGGUAACGGUGGUAUUCAUAAUCAGAAUGAAAUCAAUGAAAAUGUUCACGGUGAUGACCAUGCUGGUCAUCAUAGCGAAGGAGAAGAGGAUGAGGAUUCUCACGAAGGAUAUUUGGUCGGCAGUCUUCUAAUAAAUACUUGA
This is a messenger RNA of Psylliodes chrysocephalus, 5277 nucleotides long. Lineage: Eukaryota; Metazoa; Arthropoda; Insecta; Coleoptera; Chrysomelidae. The record is from the annotation of a GenBank genome assembly.